Messenger RNA from Achroia grisella, 1382 nucleotides. RefSeq names its product ribosome biogenesis regulatory protein homolog. Bases 109 to 1161 code for a protein of 350 amino acids. The record is from RefSeq and is a predicted model, not a curated record. Gene Ontology annotation, molecular function: protein binding. The transcript has 5 exons. Gene Ontology annotation, cellular component: nucleus; preribosome, large subunit precursor; nucleolus. Gene Ontology annotation, biological process: ribosomal large subunit biogenesis; ribosome biogenesis; ribosomal large subunit export from nucleus. Lineage: Eukaryota; Metazoa; Arthropoda; Insecta; Lepidoptera; Pyralidae.
AACAGGCAUGUUAUUUACCUAUUUUCUUAGUUUUUUAAGGUUAUAAAAAUUAAGUUUAUUGAGUGUGUAGUUCCUGUACAUUGUUACUUUAAUGCUUAAUUUUAUAUCAUGGAUAUCGUUAAUGAAAUUUUAUUGAACGAGCAAAAGAAAGCUGAAAAAUAUAAGCCAAUAACUGUUGAUAAGCAUCUGGAUUUGGAAUUCGACGUGGGCACACUUCUUGCUUUCGAUUCCAACGAUGUGGACACAAAAUUACUGAAGUCUGACAAAGAUGUAUAUUUACAAUCACUUACCCGAGAUAACACCCAGUUACUCUUGAACAAAAUAUGGGAGUUGCCCACUGAGAGAAUUGAUGAAGCUAUAGUAGUGCGGCUGCCACUUCCAACUACAGUAUUGCCUCGCGCUAAGCCAGUUCCGAAACCAAGACCCUUGACAAAAUGGCAAGAGUUUGCAAAGGCCAAAGGUAUCACAAAAAAGAAGAAGGACAAAUUGCAGUGGGAUGAACAAUUACAGAAAUGGGUACCUCUUUAUGGAUUUAGAAAGGCAGCUGCAGAAAAAGAGAAAAAUUGGCUAAUAGAAGUCCCACAAAAUAUGGACCCUAUGACAGAUAUGUAUGAGAAAAAGGCGUCUGAAAAGUCUGAAAAAGUGGCAAAGAAUGAGUUACAACGGUUGAAAAACAUAGCUAGGGCUAGGAAAGUCAAAAUACCCAGGGUGGGCCUGCCAGUUACAUCUGACAAAGCAUCUGCAACACAGUUAGCUACAGCAGCAACGGUCGCCAAAGCGUCGACAGCAUCCCUCGGUAAAUUUCAAGACAAAUUGCCAAAAGAGAAGGAAGCUCGGGGUAAAGGUGUGCACGAACUCAUACCCGGCAAGGAGAGGAAGCGAAGAGCACCUAUACCUACUCCACAAGCAGAGAGAGAGAAUAACCUUAAUCUUCUUGACACUAUUUUGAAUAAACGACCCAAGAUUGAUAUGGAUAAAGCUGUAGCUAAACAUAUUCACAAUGAACAAGCAAUGAGGUCAGAAGAAAAGAAAAAUUUGAAACCGUCUAAAGGCAAGCGUAAGGGCAAAGGCAACUCUACAAACUUCUCAGCAAAGAAGCCAAAAGCUGGCAGAGGUCAAAGGAAUCCCAGUAAGAAAACUCCUGGCAGAAAGAGGAGAUAGUUAUCAAACAUUUUAAUAAAAUCUGUUAAAUAUAAUUGUAAUUUAUCUUUAUUACGUUCUGGAGCCAAAUGGCUUAUAUAAAUGUAUAUUAUUUUGAUGUCUGUGUACAUUAUAACGUUUUAAACUAAAGUCCAAUUUGUAAAUUAAAAAACUACAGAAAUAUGUAGAUGAGUAAUAAAAAGGGUAAAUAAACAGACACAAAUAAUAAUUGACGGUUUUUU